Molecule: messenger RNA, 138 nt
Organism: Paramecium tetraurelia
Lineage: Eukaryota; Ciliophora; Oligohymenophorea; Peniculida; Parameciidae
Exons: 1
Source: RefSeq, a predicted model, not a curated record
AUGGGAGUAAUCCGAAGAAUCAUAAAAGAACAUAAGAAGUAGUCAGACGAGUAAAAUAUUAUAGAUACAAAUUAAUUCUUUGCUUUAGAAAAUGAAAAUAACGAGCCAAGAAAAAAUAGUUUUGAAUAUGAUGAUUGA